Messenger RNA from Diaporthe batatas, 2415 nucleotides. RefSeq lists its product as uncharacterized. NCBI's taxonomy places the organism in Eukaryota, Fungi, Ascomycota, Sordariomycetes, Diaporthales, Diaporthaceae. Bases 542 to 2200 code for a protein of 552 amino acids. The record is from RefSeq and is a predicted model, not a curated record. Gene Ontology annotation, molecular function: oxidoreductase activity, acting on CH-OH group of donors; flavin adenine dinucleotide binding. The transcript is spliced from 3 exons.
GACCAGAUGGACCCUUUGCAUGGAGGGGCACUGCAGUAAGAUCUGACACUCGUCCAAUCGCCCGCCGCCAAUUCUUUCAAAAGGCGAGCCGGAUCCCACCAGAUGCCCGGGUCAAGACCCCUCUGUCUCCACGCGCAACAAAUCCAACGGCUCUCUCCCCUGCGCAGCUCAGGCCAUCAACGCAAAUAGCAUUUUUUUUGUGACAGCUCGAUCCUGAUUAUCUAAACGGCUCCCUGUCUGCACCGUCUCAUCCUGGUGUGGUCCACAGUGCACACGACACCCCAGACAACGCAUCAUAUCCCAGAUAAGCACGGGGAUCGGAUUGUUCGCUCGGCCAGCCUGCUUCCAUCUUUGGCAAGUAUAAGACAAACGAAAGCCCUCCUGUGUCCCUGACGACGCCGGCUCCUCCUCAGAUCGACAUCGACAUCCCAAAGCCCUCGGCCUUCCUCACCAUCACCGUCACCGCCAACCACCAUCUCCACAUCUACUUGUCAGCUCUUGACUGAGUCCGACAAGCCUGUAACACACCGUAUCUGACAAGAUGACGACCACAUACCUCGCUCCCCACGAGUCCGACCGCUUCGACUAUGUCGUCGUCGGUGGAGGCACGGCCGGAUGUGUGAUUGCCUCCCGUCUGGCCGAGUACCUGCCUCACAAGAGGAUCCUCCUGGUCGAGGCUGGCCCCAGUGACUUUAUGGACGACCGGGUCCUCGACCUGCGUCAGUGGCUGGCCCUCCUCGGCGGCGAGUUCGACUAUGACUACCCUACCACCGAGCAGCCCGAGGGCAACUCUCACAUCCGCCACUCGCGGGCCAAGGUCCUGGGCGGCUGCUCGUCCCACAACACGCUCAUCUCGUUCCGGCCGUUCGAGUAUGACCUGAAGAUCUGGGAGUCGCUGGGGGCCAAGGGCUGGGAGUUCAAGGACUUCAUGCGCAUCAUGGACAAGCUGCGCAACUCGGUCCAGCCCGUCCACGCCCGCCACCGCAACCAGCUGUGCAAGGACUGGGUGCUGGCCUGCAGCGACGCCAUGAACAUCCCCGUCAUCCCCAACUACAACGAGGAGAUCACCAAGACCGGCUCGCUGAAGCAGGGCGUCGGCUUCUUCAACAUCUCCUACAACCCCGACGACCACCGCCGCUCCAGCGCCUCGGUCGCCUACAUCCACCCCAUCCUGCGCGGCGAGGAGCAGCGCCCCAACCUGACCAUCCUCACCAACGCCUGGGUCGACCGCAUCAACGUGCACAACGACACCGUCAAGGGCAUCAACCUCGUCCUGCGCGACGGCUCCCGCCGCACCGUCAGCGCCCGCACGGAGACCAUCCUGUCCGCCGGCGCCGUCGACACCCCCCGCCUCAUGCUGCUCUCCGGCCUGGGCCCCAAGGACCAGCUGCAGGCCCUCGGCAUCCCCGUCUUCAAGGACAUCCCCGGCGUCGGCGAGAACCUGCAGGAUCACCCCGAGUCCAUCAUCAUGUGGGAGCUCAACAAGCCCGUGCCCCAGGGCCAGACCACCAUGGACUCGGACGCCGGCAUCUUCCUCCGCCGCGAGAAGCCCGACGCCGCCGCCUACAAGACGCCGGCCAACCCCAAGGCGCUGCCCGACGGCGACAUCGCAGAUGUCAUGAUGCACUGCUACCAGAUCCCCUUCACCUUCAACACCGAGCGCCUGGGCUACGAGAAGGUCGCCGACGGCUACGCCUUCUGCAUGACCCCCAACAUCCCGCGGCCCCGGUCCCGCGGCCGGCUGUACCUGACCUCGGCCGACCCCUCGGUCAAGCCGGCCCUCGACUUCCGCUACUUCACCGACCCGGAGGGCUACGACGCCGCCACGCUGGUCUACGGCAUCAAGGCGGCGCGCAGGAUCGCCGAGACGGAGCCCUUCAAGGGCUGGAUCAAGCGCGAGGUCGCCCCCGGCCCCAAGGUCCAGUCCGACGAGGACAUCAGCUACUACGCCCGCAAGGUCGCCCACACCGUCUACCACCCGGCGGGCACCACGCGCAUGGGCGACGUCGAGGCCGACGACCUCGCCGUCGUCGACGCCAAGCUGCGCGUCCGCGGCCUCAGGAAGCUCCGGAUCGCCGACGCCGGCGUCUUCCCUACCAUCCCUACCAUCAACCCCAUGCUUACGGUCCUGGGUGUUGCUGAGCGGGCGGCCGAGAUGAUUGCUGAGGAGGCGGGAUGGAAGCACAGCGCCCGUCUGUGAGGGGGUUGUGUGUGACGGUGCUGUGCUGGGUGUGCUAGGAAGGGAAAAGGAGUGAUGGCGAGAUCCAGGGAUGGUGGUUGGGUUGGUGAGAUGAUGAAAAUACCCCCUGCAUUGGCUGCGGGCAACCAUAGAGUUGAACAAGCGGUUUGUAUAGAUGCGCAACUUGUGUUGUACGCAUGAAAUCAGAUAAAAUGAGCAAAGUUUUACGACCUUGA